UGGAUCGGCAGGCGCCUUAUCACUGUCAAAGUUGUAGCCGACGGCGCUCUGCGCGCGACGCCACAUCGAUUUUUCCCCACAAACAAGCCAUUUUCAACCAUCAGUGACAUUGUAAACACGUUUCCCACAACUAGUUGCGCCCUAUACGACACGAGACGAUGUUAUCGGUGCAUUGGUAAUGUUUUUUAAAUCAAUGAUGCGACAAUUUUCGCCCCCAAAAGAAUAAUGGCCGCUGAAAAUAAAGUUGAAAGUGAAGCGGACGAGAUGCCAACCGCUAACGCCGCGGCCGCGGACCCUAGCGCGGAGCAGAAGGAGCGUCUCAUCGCCGCUGUCAAAAAAGAAGUAAAACAGUUGAUGGAAGAGGCUGUGACACGAAAGUUUGUGCACGAGGAGAGCGGCGGUGUGACUGCGUUGUGCGGCGCGGUGGAGGCUUGCCUCGGACAAGGGCUACGGAGACGCGCUCUAGGACUGUUCAAAACCAGCUCUACUACCGCACUACUACAUAAGAUUGCUAAGCAUUGUCCGGAAGCGGCGUUGGUGUCGGCGCGCGUGCUGUCGGCGGAGGGUGCGCCGGCGACCCGCUCCGCGUCCGGGGUGGAGCGCCGCCCUUCCGCGCCUCGCCCUCCCCUCAAUAAGCGUGGCUCGGGGUCCUUGCUGUCGCAGACGCCGACUCAAUCACGUUAUCUCUGGAUACGUAUCGCUCUCUUCGAAAGGCAGUUGGCGAAGAUAAUAGAACACUUAGUGAACAACGCGACGAGGUACUAUGAGAGGGACGCAUUGGUCGCCGAUCCGGAUUACGGCAGUAUACUGAGUUCAUUAUUGGUAGGGCCUUGCGCACUAGAAUAUUCCAAAGCGAAGGCCCCUGCUUGUUUCUGGACAGAUCCACCCGCUGAUGAAUUGGUACAAAGGCAUCGUAUGUCCGCCGGCACAACAACGCCACCUUCAGUGCGACGCCCAAUACUUAACUUUAGAAGAAGUUUGAAUGCGUCUUCGGACGAUACUAGUGGGUCUAGUGCAGCUACAGGUAGUGCGACAGGAUCGAGUGCUAAAGACUACGUGGAAAGUUUACAUCAAAAUUCUCGAGCGACAUUGUUAUAUGGGAAAAAUAAUGUCCGAGUCCAACCAAAAGACGUGGAAGAACCAAUGCCCGGGUAUUUGAGUUUGCAUCAAACGGCAGCUGGUCUUGUUAUUAAGUGGACGCCUAAUCAACUUAUGAACGGUUAUGCGGAAAGUGAAGGGGUGGAUAAAAGCUACCGUUGGCACCUAGUGCACACGUCCGCUUGCCAACACACGUGCAUUCUGUGCAGCGUGGCCGACAUGUGCAGCGUGUAUAGACGCCGCUGCGCCGGCCCACUCUGUAUAGACUGCGUGUACUGGGCAAUGUCACUCCAAGUGUGCGUAUGGGAGGUAGUCUACGUACACGUGCACCGAGCACGCGCUAGUGACGCUCUCAUACUGGUCGGACAAGAUGGCGUCCAGCGACCACCGAUACAUUUUCCCAAAGGAGGUCAUCUUCUUUCGUUUCUGAGUAAUUUAGAAACUGGUCUUCUUCCCCACGGUCAGUUAGACCCGCCUCUGUGGUCGCAGAGAGGAACUGGCAAGGUUUUUGGUCGUGGUAAAAGUCGACGACGACCGAUGCCGAGUCUCUGUGAGAGUGGGGAGACAGAGGAGACCGAGUGGGAGGACGUGGCUGGGGAUUACGUGUUCCGUAUUGUCAAUAAUGCAAUCGCUGAUAGAGAAGCGAUGCGUCACUCGCUGCUCGAGCGCGCGGUGCAGUCUCCUCCGAGGACGCCGCGUCGUCCGCUCGCCUCCACCUCCACCACUUCAUCGGACUCCUCCACAAUGUCCGUGGACUGUCCGCCCUCAGCCGUCAUCAAUGGACAACCACCCACACCAGCACAGAUUCCACCUAUUGAACAGGCUGCGUCGAUUGAGUUGGUGUGCAGUACGAUGCGGCGUCAGAUAAUUUCGCGUGCGUUUUACGGCUGGCUCGCGUAUUGCAGACAUUUGUCUACAGUACGGACGCAUCUCAGUGGAUUAGUUCAUCCUAAUAUCAUUUCUACAGAAGGGGCUGAGUCAGGUCUGACGGAGGAGAUAUGGGCGUCGCUGCGGGACGCGGCGGGCGCGGUGCACGCGCGCGACGAGGUGCAGCGCCUCGUGUACUGCGGCGGCGUGCAGCAGAACAUACGCCGCGAAGUCUGGCCCUAUCUGCUGGGAUAUUACGAAUUUGGUUCAACAACAGAGCAAAGGAACGAACAAGACGCGGCUUGCAGACGUCAAUAUGAGACCACGAUGUCAGAGUGGCUUUGUGUUGAAGCCAUCGUGAAGCAACGCGACAGAGAAGCCACUGCUGCCUCUAUAGCGCGGCUCACAGAGGCUGCUGGAAGAGCCACUGAAGCGGUGGAAGUCGGAGAAGUAUUCGAAGAUGACUGCAGUGUCAUAUCGGAUAAUCCGCCAAUAGUAUCCCCGGAACCGAGUGAAAGGGAACAACAGAAACCGGACAGCAAGCCAGUGCUAUCUCGAGCACCGAGUAUAGACGAAGUUGAAAAUAUUGAAAUGGAUUCAGAAGAGAAAGGAAGGAACGAUAGCAAAGUUAACGGAGAGACUGAUGGUACCAGUGAUAGUAAAGAGCACGUAGAUGUAGACAGUUUAAAUGAUAUCGACGACGAUGAAGUGUACAUUAAGAGUGUCGUUGAAAAUCCUGACAUGCGACGGGAAAGUAUAGCUGAAAUAAAGAGGCUGGCAGAGGGAAUUGUUCAGAAAGGUGAUGGGCGAGGACUGUUAUGCAGCGUGGAUAGUGGCAAUAUGACGAUGAAUGGUAACGACUUCAAGCCGGUAGAGGAGAGCCAGCCGCCGCAGCAGAAGCACGCCAGUGUGAUAAUCACCAAUCCCUCCGUGGAUUUAGCUGCAUCUGGAUCACCUGUAUCUGGAGGAACAACAGCAAAUGUGAGUCCUGCUCGAAGUCCUUUGGGUGUAGUUCGCGAGGAAUCUCAGUCUGCGGGAGCGUCUUUCGACACUCUGGAGCCGAGCGGCGACGCGCGGCCGGACAACAGAUCUAAUUGCGUAUCACCAGCUAGUUCUAAUGGCGGAGUUUACUCAAAUGAGUUGGUGGAAAGCUUUGCUUUGAAUUUACACAGAAUAGAAAAGGACGUACAGAGGUGCGAUAGAAAUUACCCAUUUUUCACCGACGAGAAUUUAGAUAAAUUGAGAAAUAUAAUGUGCACCUACGUGUGGGAGCACCUGGAGACGGGCUACAUGCAGGGCAUGUGCGACCUGGCCGCGCCGCUGCUCGUCACCAUGCGCGAGGAGGCCAUCGCACACGCGCUCUUCGCCCGCCUCAUGCGCCGCGCCAAGGACAACUUCCCCACCGGACAGGCGAUGGACGCGCACUUCGCAGAUAUGAGAUCGUUGAUCCAGAUCCUGGACUGCGAGUUGUACGAGCUGAUGCACGCGCACGGCGACUACACACACUUCUACUUCUGCUACCGCUGGUUCCUGCUCGACUUCAAGCGGGAACUUCUCUACCAAGAUGUGUUCGCGGCGUGGGAGCUGAUCUGGGCGGCGCGGCACGCGGCCUCCGAGCACAUGGUGCUGUUCAUAGCGCUGGCGCUGCUCGAGACCUACCGUGACGUCAUCCUCGCCAACUCCAUGGACUUCACUGACAUCAUCAAGUUCUUUAACGAAAUGGCGGAACGUCACGACGCAUCCGCGGUACUCUCGCUAGCGAGAGACUUAGUCCUACAAGUACAAACACUAAUAGAGAACAAAUAAAUACUAUAUCCUUAUAUUAAGAAUAGACAUUUAUAACUUGACGAAUAACGAAUCGUAUGGGAGAUAUUUGUUGUACGAGUAACAAUUUAAUUCCCUGUUAGCUAAUUAUUCCUUCAAUUUAGGAAUACCCACCGUUUGCAUUGUCUAUAUAUUUAGUUAUAUUUAGACAUAGUCGUAAACCGACCAACAAAGUCUCAGUUAUUGCCGGUUAAUUGCCAGUUUUAUCGAUAUUGGCGCCCUGGGCGAGACUUGUACUAGGCCCUAUUUUUAGUAUUUUAUGGUUGGUGGAGUUUAACGGGCUUAUGUAGCUUAGCUUUGGAGACCUGUGAUGCCCUUUUCAUCGCCCUGGGCGGCCGCUUAGCAACCACCCUAAUGGUUCUCAUUGAUAUGUGGUGUAAAUGUUUGGAUAGUGCAAACUCUGUAUAAAACAUUCAUAAACAAAUGGCAAGACACACAAAUGGUAAUAUACACAACAUCUUUGUAUAUAGAAUGCUUUAGACUUAUUGCUCUAAAAUUUUUAGAAACUAGACUCUUGUACACACAAUAGUUUUCUAAAAUCUGAAGUACAUAAUACGCCUGUUUUAGUCGAAAGGAAUAAACGAAUAAAAUACUGCAUUAAAAAUCCUUUUAUAAUUAUAACUAAAACUAUAUUAUAUUGUUAUAAAAAAUCGAAUAAU
Molecule: messenger RNA, 4448 nt
Organism: Papilio polytes (common Mormon)
Lineage: Eukaryota; Metazoa; Arthropoda; Insecta; Lepidoptera; Papilionidae
Product: small G protein signaling modulator 2-like
Exons: 23
Coding region: 226-3771 (1181 amino acids)
Biological process (GO): activation of GTPase activity
Molecular function (GO): GTPase activator activity
Source: RefSeq, a predicted model, not a curated record